CAGAGAACGAGACUAGAGGCCACUCAAGGAGUGGGGGAAUUCAUCCUUGGUAUUUUAAGGGGGUGUUUUAAAUAUAUAUUUUCCCCCUGUUGGUAUCCCCCUAUUACAAGUGAUAAAUGCACAGGCUCUGGAUCUGGACACUGGGCAGACCAGACACAACAUCCACAGCAUAACAAAGGAGGACUAAGGAAAUUUACAGUCUAGCUCAAUGUCUCUGUUAUGGAUAGUGAUACUACCAGUAACAGCCUUUGCAUUUCAUGUGGAGCUAAAACCAAAGAGUGCAUUUUUCAGAGUUGGUGAUAGGCAGGAGCUGCGAUGUUCGGUGAAGGAUUGUAACGAAAAGGUUACUAUGUCCUGGGCUUUGCUGGGGGAUAAGCCCAUGUUUGCUAAAAUACACACCUCAGGGUCGGAAUCCGUGGCGGCCUUUGACCCUGUGAUGACAGUACAUGAUGACAUACUUCUCUGCAAAGUCAGUUGCGGAGCAUUGACCAAACAACAGCGUGUGGUUGUCAAAGUGUACUCAUUUCCAGAGGCUCCUGUCAUAUCAGGCUACGACCAUCUUCUCUUGGGCCAGUCCAACACUCUGACAUGUGAGGUGAUAGACGCUUAUCCCGCGGAGCACCUGCGACUUGAGUGGCUGCGAGGAGACAUCACGCUCCAGACAGACGCAGAGUCCGUUGUAUCUAGCUACAGGUUCACACCCACCCCAGAGGACAAAGAGGCAAGCAUCACAUGCAGAGCCUCUCACGAUCAGGAUGGUGUGCCUGAUGAAGAGAAGACCAAGGAAACCACCGUGUCUCUCACAGUGCUUUAUGCGCCACAGAAUAUAUUAAUAUCUGAGCCGACUGCUGUGAGAGUUGGCUCCAGUCUCACGUUGUCAUGCCAUGCUGAAGGGAACCCCAGACCAGAUACACAGUGGAAGGCCAUUGGUCCAGAUGGACAGGCUGUUAUUGUGGGGCAGAGCGAGGAGCUUGUCCUUACAGAGAUGACACUGGUGGAUUCUGGUCAAUAUGAGUGUGUGGUGAGCAACACCAUUGGAAACAUCACAGCCAGCGUGAACGUCAUUGUUCAAGCUCCCCCAACCAACACCACUAUCACAGUGAGCCCAGCCAGUGCGGUGAAGGAAGGGGAGAGCGUGACGGUGUCCUGCCUGUCGGACGGAGUUCCAGUGGGACGUAUGGUGCUGAAGAGACUCUCUGAGGGCCAGGAUAUAGAACUCCAGUCCAGCAAUGGCUCCUCCACCUCCUUCACCCUCUCCUCUGCCCUGCUAGCAGACUCUGCUCUCUACCAGUGCGAGGCCUUCAAUGAGCACGGCAGCCAGCGAGCUAGCACACACAUUACAGUCAAAGCACCUCCUAGGAACACAACAGUCCUGAUAUAUCCAUCUGCUGAGGUGCAGGAAGGCCAAAAUGUCACCAUCUGCUGUCGCUCUGUCAGUUUCCCCCCACCUGCUGUGGUUUUAAGGAAACUGGAUAAUGGCACAGAGCUCUACUCCCCGGAUGGGAACUUCCUGCUGGUUAACCUUACGCCCAAUGAUACAGGCCUAUACCAGGUGAAUGUUACCAAUGACCUGGGUUAUGAGACCGAGAUCUUCAGCAUCAACGUCAUAGAGAACCACUCCAGUACUUCACCAGACUGGAACCACAUAGUCAUUCCUGCUGUCUGUGUGGGUAUCAUGGUGACCACCACGGGCCUAGUCCUGGACUACCUGAGGAGAGCUAGGAGGAAGGGCUUCUAUGAGCUGGCCAAGUGUAAGCCCGGGUCUGCAUAGACUAGAGGAGUCUAAAACAUGCGGUCCGGAGCCAGAUUGUGGCCCCCACUUGUGCUACCAAAAUGACCAUGUACUGUAUGAGUAUCACAUCGGUGAGUGUUUUGUGGUUCCUCAGGCAAAAUUACUUUUACACUGUGUGCAGAGGCAUACCAAGGGACAGACCUACCUGGAGUGGAGAGGGAACAGACGAGAGGUUCGUCCACUGUCAGGUCUCCGUUGAAGGGCAGAGGACAAGGCCGUAUGACCUUUGGAUGUUACUGGAAGAGGAAAAGAGAAGUACCUUUAAGGAGGUGUGGUCUUCUGGAUGUUUUUCAUUUUUAUUAAACCUAAGCUAAAAGUCAGUAAAAUGUUGAAUAAUCUAACUGUCUGCAACUAACUAUCAUUUGCUCAUUUUUUCACUUCUUGGCAGCUUUCAUUGAACCCAUUGAUGUCUAAGUGUCACAACUAUUGGAUGAAUGCAAUAUGUUACAUGUUUUUAAACAAAAUUAUACAAUUUGUAAUUGACUGUGAUAAAAAGUUGAAAUGUUUAACGAGUUAAUUACAAUGCAUUUGAAAUGUACAGUUUAAAUUCACUUUGUUAUAUCAGUAUGGGAUGGGAAGGGGGUUUCCCAACAAUAGGUGAAGUCAGUAUUGUGGUAAUGUAAUAUAGAGAAGCAAGGCAAACUGCAUUUGCCUCACGGCUUUUUUUGUAUAUAGGUCUUUAAAGAUGGAAUCCGCAGUAGGGGAAACAGCGUCACUGUCCGCCCCACAGCUGUUGUUAUUGUUUUUGUUUUGUUGACGAAGCAGAGCUGGGGAGUGUCGUAGUAACAAAAAAAUGCAGUACAUAUGCUGGUGUUCUUUCGCGCGUACAAUCAUGUCCGCGGCGGGAAAAAAACAGUGUUUGUUGUUUGCAUUAACUUAUUUGGUUGUUGUAAUAUCGCAAACGGAUGUGGCAAUUUCACCAUUAAGGAUUCCAGCUUUAAUGUGGACACUUACUAGAAGUGUUUGCAUGUGUGGAGAGUGUGCAAUGUGCAUGGAGUAUUUUUGUCCCACACCAUUUACUUUAUUGCUGUGGGAUAUUAGAGCCGGUUUGGUACGUGAUUAAAGAAGCUGUUGUUUUUAAAUCAAAGCCUAUAUAGAAUGUAUUUGUUAUGUUUAUGACUGUUCAUACUCCUUUGUAUGUUUUGAAUAUGUUUUGCCCUAUUUUUUGUGAAUUGUGUUUGAGUUGUACGUUUGUAGAGAUGUUCAUUAUUAAAUAUUUAUUUCCAUAA
Messenger RNA from Salvelinus namaycush (lake trout), 3021 nucleotides. RefSeq names its product vascular cell adhesion molecule 1b (gene vcam1b). Gene Ontology annotation, biological process: cell-cell adhesion. The coding region runs from base 209 to 1771 and encodes 520 amino acids. The transcript has 7 exons. The record is from RefSeq and is a predicted model, not a curated record. NCBI's taxonomy places the organism in Eukaryota, Metazoa, Chordata, Actinopteri, Salmoniformes, Salmonidae. Gene Ontology annotation, cellular component: membrane.